Molecule: messenger RNA, 2102 nt
Organism: Neolamprologus brichardi
Lineage: Eukaryota; Metazoa; Chordata; Actinopteri; Cichliformes; Cichlidae
Source: RefSeq, a predicted model, not a curated record
AGCUGGAUCACGGCAUGAUAGAGCAACUGUAGGGUCUCCACUUCGCUACACUUCCACUUCGCUAUCACCACUGAGCUGUGGCACUAUACAGACGUGCUGGGCUAGAGAGGAACAGAGAGUCAGGACUUGAGUCCUGGAAGGAGACUAAAGAUUUGACAGAGGAAGAGGAGGAGGAGGCAGUCAAGAGUGUGAAGAAAAAGCGGAGGAGUCGGGAGUCUGAGGAUGCACGGAGCGAGCUGAAGGAGCUGCUGAGCUUGCAGCAGCAGCCAAGCAACACUUCUAAACUCACAUACACACUACUUCCAGGGGAGGACAGUGUGUGGUGCCCCCAGUGGAGGAUGAAGAAGCACUCAGCCCGAGUGGCUCCACUCAGCUCAUACAGCACUCAGGUCCUGACCUGCCCUAACUCUGAAGGAGAGGAUGGCUCGGAAUCUCACGCAGAGACACCAGGAAGUGAGACCAGUGUGGAGAGCCAGUCCUUCCAUACGUGCGCCAACACGGCUCUGAAGGUGCUGGGUGGUUUGCUGAUGGUGCUGUGUGUUUCCUCCUCCUGGGUGGGUACCACUCAGGUGGUGAAGCUGACCUUCCAGUCAUUCUCCUGUCCCUUCUUCAUCUCCUGGUUCAGCAGCAACUGGAACAUCCUCAUCUUCCCCAUCUACUACUCGGGACAUGUCGUCACCACACGGGAGAAGCAGACCCCCAUCCAGAAAUUCAGGGAGUGCAGCAAGCUCUUUGGGGAGGAUGGAAUGACUCUCAAGCUUUUUGUAAAGAGGACAGCACCCUUCUCAAUCCUGUGGACACUGACCAACUACCUGUACCUCUUAGCCUUGAAGAAACUGACCGCCACUGAUGUCUCUGCCCUCUACUGUUGCCACAAAGCUUUUGUUUUUCUCCUCUCAUGGAUUGUCCUCAAGGACCGGUUCAUGGGUGUUCGGAUUGUGGCUGCCAUAAUGGCCAUCACAGGUAUUGUCAUGAUGGCUUAUGCUGACGGUUUCCAUGGUGAUUCCUUUGUGGGUGUGGCAUUGGCUGUGGGCUCAGCCUCAACUUCAGCUCUUUAUAAGGUGCUGUUCAAGAUGUUCCUGGGCAGCGCCAACCUUGGAGAAGUGGCUCAUUUUCUUUCCACCAUGGGCUUUUUCAACCUCAUCUUCAUCUCCUGUGUGCCCCUCAUCCUGUAUUUCACCAGGGUAGAGCACUGGGGCUCACUCUCCUCACUGCCGUGGGGAUACAUGUGUGGACUGGCAGGACUGUGGCUGGUGUUCAACAUCCUGGUCCAUGUUGGUGUGGUACUGACUUACCCCAUUCUGAUCUCUAUAGGGACACUGCUCAGUGUGCCGGGAAAUGCAGCUGUAGAUCUUUUGAAACAUGAGGUGAUCUUCAGUGUGGUGCGACUGGCUGCCACCUGCAUCAUCUGCCUGGGCUUCCUGCUCAUGCUGCUACCAGAGGAAUGGGACUCAGUCACUCUGCGUUUCCUGGCCACCAUUGCGGACAAAAAGUCAGAGGACCACGGCGAGGAGCUCACAGACUCCAGCACCCACACUCGAAGCCGCAGUCGCGCAAAUGGCACUGUCUCCAUUCCCUUGGCAUGACAUGCUCUGAUAGUAACCUCCGUUAACCAGUCUGGAAACUCCACAUUUCUCCAGAGCCCACACUGGAGGUGUGGUGGGACGCUCAGUCCAUGUGGACUCAUCUAUCAGGAAGUGAGGCAGUAACAUCUUGAACUUCAAACUUCACUCUGGAGACGUACUGUUUCUAUCACUUCACAACAACAGGGGAAACUGAAAACAUUUAUGGAUCAUGCAACUUGAAAGAGCUGAAAGUGUUAUUUACUUUCUUGAAAUACUUGCCGCACUCCAUCCCUUGCACGCACCCAAACCAAGAGCUGACUGGCUCCCCCUUGAGAUGCUCUGCAGACUGUAUUCUGUGAAUAUAACUAUCAGCAGGGCCAGUUUGGCUCAGUCUUACACAUAUUUAUGAUAUUUAUUUAGAUCUGUAUCAAUAAGAGUAAUAAUUUUAAAUCUUACUGAAUAGCGUUAUAUAGAAGAAUGAUAAUUAUACUAUGCUUAAUGUACAGGAUCUUUUGAUUUUGUAAUAAAAGUCUUAAA